AUGGACAAGCACCGCCGCGAUGAGUCUCCCUCCGGUCUAUCAGAUAUCGUCGAGUGUGACGGACUUUUAGGGACUGGCAUCACUACUCGACAUAUCGAGGCCUUUGGGAGAAAAGUCACAUCAACUGCUGGGCACUUGAUGGGCCCGUCCGGUGACCCGAGCAGCACCGCGCACUAUCAGAAUGCUAUGGUAGAUAUCCAACGAGAGCUCCGACGGCCCGGAACACAGCGCAAAGUCUUCGCCCUGGCACAAACUACGCCCACCGACUUGGUCCGCUCCAAGCUAUCGACGUCCGAGAUCCAAUCGCGUGCCAUCUCCUCGCUCCCCGAUGAACUCCUUGAGAAUAUCCCUGAAGACUCUAGCUCCUAUUCCCUGUUCCAGGGGUUCCAAGCCUCCCAGAAUGAUCACGAAUAUAGAAAAUCCCAUCGCCGGCGCAUAUCGAAGAGCAAAAAGCUGCUGAAGGACGGUGAAGGUCAUGCCGCUCUUCCGUCCGCUCCCGCCGAUCUGCAAAGGGAACGAGAUUUGUUGGGCCGCCGCAUGGAGCUGAUGGGUGUUCGCAAGAAUAUGUGCAGCUCGGAGAUUCAUGAGAUCGAUAAUAAAAUCGCAAACCUCCACAGAAUGCGUCAGAUCGUUCUGGACCGACUGGCUAAUUUAGAGAUGGAGGAAGCGGACCUGGAACACGAGAUCACUGAGCUCGAUAAUAAACUGGAAGAUAUCCAAGAGGAAGCUGUGCAAAGCCAGCCCGCAGUCACCACACCCGGCUCUUCAGAAGUCAACGACGACUCUCUCGUCUCGGAGGACCCAGCAAUGGAUGCAUCUUUCAUGUCGGAAUCUAUUUACCAGAAAAUGCCUUCACCAAAGAGUGUAAAGCAACGAUCAAUCCGGAAACGAUCUAUGCCGGUGUUGCACGAGCAUUUUGCGCCCGGCUCCGAAAUCAAACAGAUCCAGGCCCAUACCGAUGCUGUAACCGCAAUUGAUUUCGAUUAUCCAUUUGGCACAAUGGUCACAGCAGCGCUGGAUGAUACGGUGCGGGUUUGGGAUCUGAAUGUCGGUCGGUGUGUCGGGUUUUUGGAAGGGCAUAACGCAUCUGUCCGGUGUCUUCAGGUCGAAGACAAUAUCGUUGCAACGGGAUCCGUGGAUGCCUCCGUCAAGCUUUGGGACUUGAGCCGAGCGCGAACCUCGCUCAAGGAUAAGCGGGUUCAUAAGCGCGAGCAGCCAGACGAAGAUGAAUCAAACGCCGAUGAUUCCAUUUCAGUAUCGCACUCUACCAGUCUGGAGGAUUGUUUCGUGUUCUCGCUAGAUGCGCACGUCGACGAGGUGACGGCCCUGCACUUCAAGGGAGAUACGUUGGUCUCCGGAUCUGCGGACAAGACCUUGCGACAGUGGGACUUGGUGACGGGGCGGUGCGUCCAAACCUUGGAUGUUCUUUGGGCGGCGGCGCAAGCAUCAACUCUAGCAGGAGACACACAAUGGCGACCCUCUGGACGUUUACCCGAUGCUUCUGCCGACUUUGUUGGGGCUCUUCAGUGCUUCGAUGCGGCUCUAGCUUGCGGUACCGCUGACGGCAUGGUUCGUCUGUGGGAUCUCCGCAGUGGCCAAGUGCACCGAAGCCUUGUGGGCCAUACGGGUCCUGUCUCAUGUUUGCAGUUUGACGACGUACACUUGGUGACGGGAAGUUUCGACCGCAGUAUUAGGAUAUGGGACCUCCGAAUGGGAUCGAUUUAUGAUGCGUACGCUUAUGAUAAGCCGGUCACUAGCAUGAUGUUCGACACCAAGCGAAUCGUAGCUGCGGCUGGAGAGAACGUCGUCAAAGUUUAUGACAAGGCCGAUGGAAACCACUGGGACUGCGGUGCUGGGGUUGGUGCUGAUGAAACAGUAACCAGCCCUGCGAUUGUUGAGCGCGUCCGCCUCAAGGAUGGGUUCCUUGUUGAAGGCCGCAAAGAUGGAGUUGUUGCAGCGUGGACUUGUUAA
Molecule: messenger RNA, 1971 nt
Organism: Aspergillus ochraceoroseus IBT 24754
Lineage: Eukaryota; Fungi; Ascomycota; Eurotiomycetes; Eurotiales; Aspergillaceae
Gene: mdv1
Product: WD repeat-containing protein
Exons: 5
Coding region: 1-1971 (656 amino acids)
Molecular function (GO): protein binding
Source: RefSeq, a predicted model, not a curated record